AUGUUACCACUAACGGAAGUACUAAAAAAGGAGUACGACUUCGCCACGAGUUGUCACAUCUGCAUGAAACCCUUUGUCAAAGACGAAUAUAGCCGUAAAGUUCGAGAACACUGUCACUACACGGGGCUAUAUAGAGGCGCAGCGCACGCGAUCUGCAAUCUCAGAUACAAGAUACCAAGCCAUGUGCCUGUGAUCUUCCACAACCUAUCGGGGUACGAUGCCCACUUGUUUAUCCGAGAAUUGGGUGAAAAAUAUGACACCCAGGAUAUUGGUUGUAUCGCUGAAAACACGGAAAAGUACAUCAGCUUCAAUGUGAAAAUCAAAGUACCCAUUGCAAUGGGUGAUGGCGAGACGUACAAGAAGAUAAAGAUCAGGUUCAUUGAUAGUUGCCGAUUCAUGCCAACCUCAUUGGAGAAAUUAUAUAAUAAUCUCGAUGAUGCCCAAUGCAAACAUCUCCGAUGGUAUUUUCCUGAGGAUACAUUUCAGCUCAUGGGACGCAAAGGUAUAUAUCCAUAUGAGUAUAUGGAUAGUUGGAAACGAUUCCAAGAGAAUGAUCUACCACAGAAGGAGGCAUUCUAUAGCAAAUUAAAUAUGAAUUCUAUCACCGACGAUGACUGCAAACAUGCCCAGGAAGUAUGGGAUGCUAUCACCCCAAAGGGCCCGGAGACAACGAUGGGCGAUUACCAUGACGCAUAUUUGGUGGUGGACGUCCUGUUGCUUACCGAUAUCUUUCAGAAUUUUCGGGGAGUCUGCCAGAACCAAUACAAACUCGACCCUGCUCACUUUUACAGCGCACCAGGCUUGGCGUGGAAGGCAGCGCUUAAGUACACGGGUGUAAAGCUGGAGCUCCUUACGGACCCUGACAUGCACCUCAUGGUCGAACGCGGAAUACGAGGUGGUAUAACCCAGUCUGUACACCGAUAUGCCAAGGCCAACAACAAAUACAUGGGGGACCAAUACGAUUCCAAUGAAGAAUCGUCGUAUCUGCAGUACCUAGACGCCAACAACCUGUACGGAUGGGCGAUGAAACAGGACCUACCCACUCAUGGCUUUAAGUGGAUAUCAAAUGUGGAGAUAAUAGAUGAAAAGAAGAUCGAGAAGCUGGUAUCUGAUAACAAACAUGCGUACCUCCUGGAGGUAGAUGUUGAUUAUCUGAAGGAUUUACACGACAAACACAACGAGCUCCCCUUCCUGCCGGAGCGCAAGACGAUCCACAGGGUGGAGAAGUUAAUUCCCAAUCUUGAACAUAAGCGGAAAUAUGUGGUUCACAUCGCAUCCUUACACCAAGCUUUGAAACAUGCCCUUAUAUUAACAAAAGUACAUCGUGCUAUCCAAUUUCAACAUAGUGCAUGGCUUGCACCAUACAUAGAUCAUAACACGAAGCUGAGAACGGCCGCCAAGAACGACUUUGAGAAGGAUUUUUAUAAACUGGUGAACCUCCCCGUCUUUGGGAAAACAAUGGAGAACAUACGCAAUCACCGCAACAUCAAGCUAGUUACGAAUGAAGCUGCAUAUACGAAGCUGACCAUGCAACCAAACUUAAAAAGCGGCACAUGCUUCGGUAAGAAUCGAAAUGGGCAGAACGGGUAUAAAAAUGAAUAA
Hydractinia symbiolongicarpus is the source of this 1602-nucleotide messenger RNA. RefSeq lists its product as uncharacterized. Gene Ontology annotation, molecular function: DNA binding; nucleotide binding; DNA-directed DNA polymerase activity. The transcript has a single exon. Gene Ontology annotation, biological process: DNA replication. The record is from RefSeq and is a predicted model, not a curated record. Lineage: Eukaryota; Metazoa; Cnidaria; Hydrozoa; Anthoathecata; Hydractiniidae. Bases 1 to 1602 code for a protein of 533 amino acids.